UCCACGGCGACACUGCAGCUUGUCACACGUUCUCCACACCCACCAGUUUCAUUGCCUUGUGCAGAGAGAGCUCCAACCAUCUUUCUCAUUUGUCAGACAUUCUCUGAGAAAGGAGGGAACUCACAUCUCCGUCCUCCAACCUUUGCCCCAGAGAAGUGGGUACCGGGUGCCCUGGGCCUGAACAGCCCUGAGGCAGGGAGUGGGACAGCCUGCUGUCCUCUCCCGUUUGGCGGGCUUUGUCAGGCCCCUCCUCCUGACGCUGACCUUUUCACCACAGGCACCUGCAGUACACACAGAGGAGUCCUUGGACUUUGAGGAGGAGUGCACGGCAAGCCGAGGCUGUGCAAACCCGGAACGAUUCUGCCUCCAUACUCGGCGUUGGCUCAGAAUUCCCUGAGUCCCGCUCAAACUCUGUGAGCUGCCUACUGCCCCUAGUGUUAGAUCAGUCCAUAGACAGUGGGAGCAAUGCCUGUGAAUCUGUUGGAGGAUUGGUGCAAGGGCAUGGACCUGGACCCCAGGAAGGCCCUGCUGAUCGUGGGCGUCCCUGUGGAGUGUAGUGAAGAGGAAAUUAAAGAGACCCUGAAGGCGGGCUUACAGCCCCUGUGUGCCUACAGGGUGCUGGGCAGAAUGUUCAGAAGGGAAGACAGCUCUAAGGCAGUUCUCAUUGGAUUGGCCGCCCAGGUCAAUUACGCUACGGUGCCGAGUCAGAUCCCAGGAAAGGGAGGUACCUGGGAAGUGGUGGUGAAGCCCCGUAGCCCAGAUGAUGAACUUAUCAACAGACUGAACCACUUCCUGAAAGCUGAGGGCCGGAGAAUGGUAGAUGUGGUCAAAACCCUGGGGUAUAGCACUCGCCCCGAGGAGGGACAGCCAAAAGGCUUGGCCCAAGUCAGGCCGCCAGACCCGCAGCCUCUGCAAGAAAGCAUGUGGUACCGAAAACUGAAGGUGUUUUCGGGAAGCACUUCCCCAGGCCCGGGCGAAGAGAACUUUGAAGCCUGGCUAGAGCAGGUGACGCAGAUGAUGCGGAUGUGGCGGGUGUCUGAGGUAGAGAAGCAGCGGCGUUUGCUGGAAAGCUUGCGCGGCCCCGCCCUGUCCAUCGUGCGGAUGCUCCGGGCCAACAGUGACUCCAUGACCGUGGCGCAGUGCCUGGACGCCCUGAAGCAGAUCUUCGGGAAUAAAGAGAACUAUAGAACCGCACGCUUUCAGUUGCUCCAGACCUUGCAGAAGCCCGGAGAGAAAGUCUCUGCCUUCUUGCUGCGGCUAGAGCCCGUGCUGCAGAACGCUGUGCGGCACAGCCCCUUGCCAGUGAGAAGCGCAGACAUGAUUCGCCUGAAAUACAUCCUAGCCCAGGCCCACGUGAGCACCAGCCUCCGGGACAAGCUCAUGGUCUUGGAUCAACGAGGCUGUGCGCCCCCCUUCCUGGAGUUGAUGCAGCUCGUUCGAGACGUGGAGGAGUGGCAGACCGCCGCGGCAGUGACCAGGGAGAAGCAGAGGCAGGUAGGAGGGGGCCACAGGGCCUCUGGCACCCAGGUAGUGGCAGAAACCAGUGUCCCGGUCCGUCCGGUCAUGGUGCGGGCAGGGCAGUUCCAUGACAGCAGCACUCAGACCGUCCAGGAAGGGGCUACCCUGUCACUGAAGCGCAAGCAGGUGCCACGCUGCUGCGAGACUGGGGAGGAAGGCCACAGCCAGGCCGCGUGUCCUAGGGCCGAGGACCAGCCCCCGGCAAAGCAGGCGCCUCAGCCCGCAGCAGAAGAGUCAGGAAACGAGAUGCGGGCUGGAGCCAGGAGCCACCCCAGGCCCCAGGAAGCAUAGGCUCAAGGUAUCCAGGCAACCCCUCCCCUAGCAGGCAACACAGAUAUUUCAACGAGGGGAAGGGGCAGCCCACAGAAAGAGUGGGGGCCUUGACUGGGGCACAGGGGCAGGGCAGCCAGGCCGAGGCCCCGCCCCAGCCCCCGCAGCGUCCACCAGCUGUUAGGGACUCCACCAAGCAAGCCGAAAUCAGCUCAGGGAGGCACCGGCGGCACAAGCGGGAAGCCGCCAUACGCAGCACGACGCGUACCCGAGCCUCAGACACAGACCCCAGCACAGCAGAGGCUGAAAAAGGUAUAGUCGGGGGCUCUGGCGUCAGCCCUGUCUUCUGGCCACCCUCAAACGCCCACCCUGGGGGCUCUGAGCUAAGGGUGUUGACAGGCCCCCAGGCCACGCGGGGCCUAGAGGCGCCUCCCCCGGGGCCGCCCCUGCCAGAAGGAGCCGGCGCUGGCGAGGAAGGGCUGUGGGGCAGAGAGGAGAUGCCCCGGAGGGACACCGCAGGGUCCAACUUCACGAUCAUCUACAGCGCUCGAGGGGAGCCCCGGGAAGGCAGCACCCUGGAGCCUCUGCGCGGGUUAGGGCAGGAGCAAGUCUCCUGCCCCUGCAGCCUGAAAGGGCAGUAGGGGCAAGGACAGCAGACACUGAGGAGACGACCCCACGCGAGAGCGUCAGGUCAGCUUGGCAGGCAGGGCGCUGAGUCCCUGGUUGCCCAGUACCCCACAACUGGCUUUGGUGUGAGUGGGGGUGCAGGGAAGCGUUUGUUCCAAAGGAGGAGGAGACGGAGGAGGGGGGCCCGGGAAAAGGGGGGGGGGGGG
This is a messenger RNA of Aethalodelphis obliquidens (Pacific white-sided dolphin), 2621 nucleotides long. Its product is annotated as paraneoplastic antigen-like protein 5. NCBI's taxonomy places the organism in Eukaryota, Metazoa, Chordata, Mammalia, Artiodactyla, Delphinidae. Bases 466 to 1809 code for a protein of 447 amino acids. The record is from RefSeq and is a predicted model, not a curated record. The transcript is spliced from 2 exons.